Pangasianodon hypophthalmus (striped catfish) is the source of this 595-nucleotide messenger RNA. It is a transcript of the gene dnal4b, whose product is annotated as dynein, axonemal, light chain 4b. Gene Ontology annotation, biological process: microtubule-based process. The transcript has 5 exons. Lineage: Eukaryota; Metazoa; Chordata; Actinopteri; Siluriformes; Pangasiidae. The coding region runs from base 178 to 498 and encodes 106 amino acids. Gene Ontology annotation, molecular function: dynein intermediate chain binding; dynein light intermediate chain binding. Gene Ontology annotation, cellular component: dynein complex. The record is from RefSeq and is a predicted model, not a curated record.
GCGAGAUUUCCGGUUGCUAGGAUCACGAUGUCUCCUUAGCAACCUACCUGGGAUGUAGCUUUAGACACCAUUUCUCUCCGUUAAACAUAUUCCUAAAAUCUUUGAUCAGUAACUGCUUUAUCCUGGGGGUGGAACCGGAGCCUGUCCCAGAAACACGAGGCGUGAGAACUAAGUGCUAUGGCAGAAACGGCGGAGAGCAAGAAGGAGGAGGCAGAUUACAAGCGGCUGCACAGUUUCCCUCUGAUUAGGCACACAGACAUGCCGGAGGAAAUGAAGUUGGAGACGAUGGAGCUGUGUGUUACAGCGUGUGAGAAGUUUGCAGCCAACAACGAGAGUGCAGCCAGGAUGAUAAAGGAGUCGAUGGACAAGAAGUUUGGCAGCUCGUGGCACGUGGUGAUCGGCGAGGGCUUCGGUUUCGAGAUCACGCACGAGGUGAAGAACCUCCUGUACAUGUUCUUUGGGGGAAGUCUGGCUGUGUGCGUGUGGAAGUGCUCCUAACGCUCACGUUCUCUUCCUGAAGCACAAACCAACCACUGCUGGAGACAAAUCACAAAAUCCCUCCAUCCCUGAUCCCUUCACACACACACACACACAC